Molecule: messenger RNA, 4432 nt
Organism: Brachypodium distachyon (stiff brome)
Lineage: Eukaryota; Viridiplantae; Streptophyta; Magnoliopsida; Poales; Poaceae
Exons: 14
Coding region: 241-4110 (1289 amino acids)
Biological process (GO): protein ubiquitination
Molecular function (GO): ubiquitin protein ligase activity
Source: RefSeq, a predicted model, not a curated record
CUCCUUCCUCUGGCCCUCUGCCUCGUCGGUAGUUGGCUGCUGUACCCCUCGGCCCCUCCCUCCCUCUGCCGAGCGAUCCAGUCCCCUCGCUCCUGGAUGUUCUUCCUCCUCGGCCGAGCGCCGCCACCCAUCACGCUGCCGAGCGCCCAUCGUCUUCCUCCUCGCGCGAGCGCCUCCACCGCAGGGUUCAUUUGUGGGCUCUUCUGUGACCAAAAGCUAAGCUUCUGCCUCUGAUCAGUGAUGUCGAUGCAAAUGGAUGCUGAUGUCCAACCAAUUGGAGAGCAGGAAGAGAUGGAUAAUCUGGAAAAAUAUGCAUCUGCUAUUGAAGUUUGCGGCAUUUGUAGAGAUAUUGUCAUCAAUAGAGGAGUUUUGGAUUGUUGCCAACACUGGUUUUGCUAUACAUGCAUAGACAACUGGGCUGCCAUCACAAAUCGCUGCCCUCUCUGCAAAUGUGAAUUUCAACAUAUAACAUCAACUCCAGUAUAUGAUGACACUGGAGCUAGUACUGAAGACGAAUACCCUUUAACCAGUGGUGAUGAUGAUUGGUAUUCGCAAGGGGAAAACAGCACACUUUCUUUCCCAUCAUUUUAUAUUGAUGCAGAAGCCGUAGUUUGUUUGGAUGGUGGUGAUUGCAUGAUUCGGAGUGGAAUUGUGGCACCUGAGGAUGAUUUGACUUUAGAUACAUCGAUUGCUUGUGAUUCCUGUGAUCUAUGGUAUCAUGCUAUAUGUGUGGGUUUUAAUCCAGAAAUGACAUCUGAAGAUUCAUGGUUGUGCCCAAGGUGUGUAUCUACUGAAGUAAAAAACAAGUCAGAUGUUAUCUUGAAGCAAAACUUCAGUGGGGAUUGCGUAACUGAUUCUGAUAGGACAACUGCUGAUGCAUCAUUUUCUGAAAGAGUGUCAGUAUCUGUUGCCGAUGACGGUGAAACUGCCAUUGUUGUCUCAAUGGUUGGUGUAAAUUCUCGUUUUUCAGAAGGUUCACUAGGCUCAGAGACAGGGCAAGCGUACAGCAAUUCAUAUCCAAGUUAUUCCAAAGAUGAUUCAUCACAUGAUGCUGUUGCAAACGCACAUAUCCUGAGGGACAAAGAUAAUUCCUGUGGAUCACCUAAUAAAUCUUCAGGAAUUAAUCUUGUUCACAUGGUUUCUUCUGAGCCAACACAAAGGUCAUCAGAACUUUCACCAAUACGUGAGUCAGCAACUACCUUAUUUAGCUCAGAGCAUGGUAACAUUUCAAAUGAACAAUUGGAAGAACCACAAGAUGUGUCAUCUUAUUUCUUAUUACAUAGAAGUAAGGAGGCUGGAAAUACAGGAGAGGAGAAUGCGGUCCCUAGAAACAAUAAUGAAACAUUUCCUGCCAUCAAAUCUCCACAACUUUUUUCAGCAGCUAGUAAGACGGCAAUAUCGAGUGACAUUAAUAUGACCAACACAGAUGCAGUUCAGCAGAUGAAAAGUGAUGACGACACGCAGUUGCCACCCAUGCAGGGUGAACAUAAUACUAAUGACAUGGAAUCAGGAAAUGAAACUGGCCAUCCUGCGAAGAAAGCAAAAUUGGGAGUACCAGAUCACGAAAUGCAUCUCAUUACAAACUCUGGUGUUUCUUCAACUGACUGUCAUACUACUAUUGCAGCCAAAGUUGUUGUCAGUGAUACGGCAAAAAUUGUCGAACAGAAUAAACAUGUUCCUGAUAUAAUGAGUAUAGUUGAAGGAGAGGGCUAUAUGAGAGAUCCUGGCAGGGAGCUGGCAAAGCCUGUAGGAAGAAGAUCAGGAGAUAAGCCUGGUCUUCGAAUGAAGAAGAUUUUCCACAAGGAAGGAAAACAAUCAUCUGUCGUAGUUCAAAAGUUACAACAAGAGAUAAGGGAUGUAGUUAGAGAUAAUGGUGUUAGUAUACUCGAGAAGGAUAACGCUUUUGAUGAAAAACUUUUGACUGCAUUCCGUGCAGCAAUUGGGAAGUCAAUGGAUGGACCAGCCAAAAGAACUAACCUCUCACUAAGUACAAGGAAGUCAUUGCUUCAAAAGGGCAAGAUACGUGAGAAUCUGACCAAAAAGUUGUACGGAACAUCCACAGGAAGGAGACGAAGUGCAUGGCACCGUGAUUGGGAAGUUGACUUCUGGAAACAUCGUUGCUCCCCAGGGAUAAAUCCUGAAAAGAUCGAGACACUGCAAUCAGUACUUCAGCUACUCAAGAAAUCCUCAGACACUGGCAUGCGCAAAGAAAGUGCUGAAGAGAAAAAGGCCUUCUUGUCGAGGUUAUAUUUGGCUGAUGCAUCAGUUGUUCCCAGAAAGGAUGAUAUAAAACCUCUCUCUGCCCUCAAAGGAUUCCCACUAGUAGAUAAAAAUAGCCAAAUUAAAGCUAAGGAUAGCAAAUCAACUAGCAUACCUGCACCAGGGACUGAGACAAGCAAAACCAAUUCGCCCAACAGCAUAUCGAGUUCUUCGAGUCUGAAUAAAGAAGCAUCAAGCAGAAGAGAAAACAUAAAUGGUCAGCCACCACUGAAUCAACAAAAUCAAUCUGAUGGUGAUAUCAAGCAUGACAAAAGAAAAUGGGCUCUUGAGGUUCUAGCAAGAAAAAAUGCCAGCUCUCUUGCAAGCAAGGAUAAAAAUGAAGGCACUGAUGAUCUCAAUGGGAACUACCCUCUAUUAGCCAAACUUCCUGUGGAUAUGAGGCCGCAGCUCACAACUGACCGCCAUAAUAAAGUUCCCAUGUCUGUUAGGCAGGCACAACUUUAUCGCAUCGCUGAGCACUAUCUGCAGAAAGCAAAUUUGGAUGUCAUUCGCAGAUGUGCAGAUACUGAAUUGGCUAUUGCUGAUGCUGUCAAUGUAGAAAAGGAUAUUUACGGGAAGUCCAGUAGCAAGUCAGUUUAUGUGAAUCUUUGCUCCCAGGCUACUCGCCAGCCUGCCAAGGCAAAAUCUGAGAAUAAUGCUUCAACUCUAGGCGAAAAGACUGAAUUAGGCAGUGAUUUGAUAAUGCAGCAGGUUAGAACUGAAAAUACCAACACUAGUAGCAGUGAUGUGGAAGAAGCUAUAAGCAGUGCGUGCCUUUUGGAUCUUCCUGUUACCACACGAAAAACUGAAAAGGGUGAACUAGGUGGUGUGCCCGAGCAAAAUGCAAAUGAACAUGUUGUUAGUUUCAACAGUGUGGAAGAAGCACUAAAAAGGGCAGGCCUCUUUGAUUCCCCUCCUAAUAGUCCCGAGAGAAAAACUACCACAACUGAAUAUAAUCCCAGUACAGUUUCCAGUUUUCCAAAAAUUUCACAACAAAAAUGUGCUAGUGUAAAGGAUACUUCGUUGGUGAAUGCAGGAGAACACUGCCAUAGUUUGCCGUCAACUUCUGAUUCUAGGAUGAGGGAUGCAUCCACACUUAAAGAUGACGUUGAUUUAUCCGUACAAGUUGAUCUUGCUGAUGCAAAUAGUCAAAUCCUCUAUACGGGAAUGUCUUGUGAGCAACCAAAAUGUAAUUCAGAGGAGGAUCAGAAAUUGGUACACAACAAUAAAACUACAGAUUCAACAGAAAAUAAAACGUUCUCAGUGAACUUGACCGAAGAUGACAGAUAUUCUGUGCAAUGCAAAAAUACAGGUGGGGCCGAUAAGGAAAUUGUAGUUGACACGCCUGAUGAAGUUACUUGGCAUGUGGGGGACACAAAAGAAAUGGACAUAGCAGCAAGCGUUGUGCACAAUCAAUCUUGUCAUGGGAAUACUUUGUUGAAAGAAGGUGAAGUAACCAGCAAACCAAAAAAAAUGGAGUCCACUAGAGAGAAAUCUUCCAGUGACAAUCAUGGGUUGAGCAGCAAACAUUCUAAAGGAGACAGUUUGUCCCCCCAUCCAGCAGCAAGGGCAGACAAUUUAAAGAAAGAUCCAGGCAACAACAACACAUCAGAUUCAUCCAGUUCUGUAUACAAGAAGGUUGAAGUGUUUGUGAAAGAGAACAUCAGGCCACUUUGCAAGAGUGGUGUAAUAACCACCGAGCAAUACAGGUGGGCUGUCGCCAAAACAGCAGAAAAGGUUAUGAAGCACCACUCUGAGGCUAAAAAUGCAAACUUUCUGAUCAAGGAGGGGGACAAGGUGAAAAGGCUUGCUCUGCAGUAUGUUGAGGCAGCUCAGCAAAAGAUUAAUUGACUCGGAAGAAGUCUGGUCAUCGUUGGAAUGCUGAUGCAAUAUAUACGCCAGGUGUGCUGGCUCUAUGGUCAUGCUGACCAUUCCUGGCAGGUCUAAGUUUUUUCUCAAAAGAGCUUUUAUUUCAGAACUUUGGUCCUGAAUGUGGGUUUUUGCGAAGUACGCUGCCACUUCAUGACGGUCCAAAAGUCCAACAAUUUUCAUCCUUGAGUUUACGUAUAUGAUUGGGAAGGAGACAAAUUUUCAUCCUUGAGUAGUAUGCUUUUUUUUUGUAAACUUCCUGCAUAUAUUAAUUCAUGGUAAGAUCAAACGAUCUUACAGCAAA